UUCAACUCACCAUUUGCUAUAAUCAGAAAUCAAACUGAAAACCAUCUCAGGUUUCUUCUUCUUCUCCUUAAAGAUCAAUUUUUUCUUUUCUUUUUCUCAAUAAACUCCACAUUGUGAAUGCCAUAUAAUUCAGCUUUACAUCUUCCCCAAAAAUGGCUUCCAAUGAAACAUUGCACCACCUUUCAUCGGCCCUUCACGACUCUUCCUCCUAUCUUAGCACCAGCACCAUCAUUGCAUUGAGUGUGUUCUUUACUCUUCUUUGCCUCUGCAUCAUCAUUGGCCACCUUCUUGAGGAGAACCGCUGGGCUAAUGAGUCCAUCACUGCACUUCUUCUGGGUUUGUGCGCCGGAGCAGUUGUGCUGCUGUUUAGUAAAGGGAUUAGUUCGCGUAUAUUAUCGUUUAAUGAGGAUUUAUUCUUUCUUUAUUUGCUGCCUCCAAUCAUUUUCAAUGCUGGAUUCCAGGUCAAGAAGAAGCAAUUUUUCAAGAAUUUUACAAUUAUAUUGAUGUUUGGAAUUUUUGGUACAGUAAUUUCAUUCUGCCUCAUAUCAGUAGGAGUUGCUUUCCUAUUUAAAAAGCUCGGCGUGACAGACCUUGAUAUUCAAGAUUACCUUGCCCUUGGUGCCAUCCUGUCAGCAACCGAUUCAGUUUGUACAUUACAGGUUCUCAGUCAAGAUGAAACACCAUUCCUGUAUAGCGUUGUAUUUGGGGAAGGAGUGGUAAAUGAUGCAACCUCUAUUGUGAUUUACAAUGCAGUCCAAUCACUUGACUUCAGUGACAUUGAUGGCACAAUAGCGUUAAAGUUGUUGGGAACUUUUCUUUACCUUUUCUUCACCAGCCUUGCACUUGGUAUAGUAGUGGGUCUUUUGAGUGCCUUCAUCAUAAAAACGCUUUACUUUGGAAGGCAUUCUACAGAUCGUGAAGUUGCACUCAUGAUGCUUAUGGCUUAUUUGUCCUACAUGUUAGCCGAGCUUCUAAGUCUUAGUGGGAUUUUGACGGUUUUCUUCUGUGGCAUUGUAAUGUCACACUACACAUGGCACAAUGUCACUGAAAGUUCACGGAUAACAACCAAGCAUUCAUUUGCAACAAUAUCAUUCAUAGCGGAAACUUUUAUAUUCUUAUAUGUUGGUAUGGAUGCCUUGGACAUUGACAAAUGGAAGGCCAGCAAUGCAAGUGUGGGAACAUCAGUUGCUGUUAGUGCGACAUUGUUAGGAUUAGUACUAAUUGGAAGGGCGGCAUUUGUCUUCCCUCUGGCAAAUAUCUUGAACUGUUUUACGAAACGAUCAAGUGCAAAGAUUGAGUUUCGACAACAGUUUAUCAUGUGGUGGGCAGGACUAAUAAGAGGUGCAGUUACAAUUGCUUUGUCUUACAGCGAGUUUUCGAGCUCUGACACGGAGUCGUCAGCGCUAAUGAUCACUUGUACCAUAAUUGUUGUUCUAUUUAGCACAGUGGUAUUUGGUUCCAUAACAAAGCCUUUGAUUGAAGCAGUGCUGCUGAGAAAUGCAAAAUCUGCAAUUUCAGAUGCAACUGAUCUUCCUAGUCUAGAAGAAUUAACAUUACCGAUCCUUGACAAUGGUGAUGAUCCCGGAAACAACCCGCCGGUGCCGAAAAGUAGCUUCAGGUUACUGAUAAGCAACCCCACCACAACUGUUCACUACUUCUGGAGAAAGUUUGAUGACAAAUUCAUGAGACCAGUGUUUGGUGGAAGAGGGUUUGUUCCAUUUGUACCAAGCUCCCCAACUGGUGCUGCUAAUGAAACUUCUGAAGCCAGAAGCUCUAACACUUAGUUGAUACAAAAAAUUUUCUUUUAAAUUUCUUGAUGUUAUUAUUAUUAUUAUUAUUAUUAUUAUUAUUUUGUAUUGAGUUCUUCUAUUUUUCUUAUAAAUUUUGGUUAAGUAGAGGUGUUGUAAUUAUUAGAACAAUAUGGAAGUAAGUUUGUUUUUAUUCUUUUGUCA
Messenger RNA from Pistacia vera, 1952 nucleotides. RefSeq names its product sodium/hydrogen exchanger 1-like. Gene Ontology annotation, cellular component: membrane. The transcript has 14 exons. Gene Ontology annotation, molecular function: sodium:proton antiporter activity. NCBI's taxonomy places the organism in Eukaryota, Viridiplantae, Streptophyta, Magnoliopsida, Sapindales, Anacardiaceae. The record is from RefSeq and is a predicted model, not a curated record. Bases 153 to 1784 code for a protein of 543 amino acids. Gene Ontology annotation, biological process: proton transmembrane transport; sodium ion transport; regulation of pH.